GUCAUUUUAAAACGCAAACGUGCUUCCGACAAAUUGUGGGAAAGAUUCUCCAACCUCUAAGCUUUUUAUACUCUAAUUUUAAGAACAGAAUAGAUCUCACCUAAUUAUCACAGAAUACGAAUGGAGGAAAAGAAAGAACCUAUCAUUUGUGUGCCAGGACAAAGGCUGUGCUUGUCGGAUAAAUUCAACGUACCUGGACCAGGGACUUACGAACAGCAUGGCUACAUCUAUUCAAAGUUGGCUGGCGUUGUUAAUUUAAUUAAGACUGAACAAACAUGCACCGUAGAAGUACAGGGUAUGAGAGAACAAAGUAUUGUCCCAGCCCCUGGCGACAUUGUCACGGCAAUGGUCAUGCUUGUAAAUCAAAGGUUUUGUAAGUGCGCCAUCAAAUGUAUCGGUGAUGUGGUUUUGACACGGCCGUACAGAGGAAUUUUGCGCAGAGAAGAUGUUCGGGCAACGGAAAAAGACAAAAUCGAAAUGUACAAGUCGUUCAGGCCAGGGGAUAUAAUUUUAGCCAGAGUUUUACCACUCACCGAAGUUCACACAUAUCAACUCACGACGGCUGAGAACGAAUUGGGAGUCGUAAUAGCUCAUAGCGAAGAAGGAGUUUCUAUGGUGCCGGUCAGUUGGACAGAAAUGCAAUGUCCCAAGACAUUCAAUAAAGAAUUUCGCAAGGUUGCUAAGGUUGUUCCGGAACAUGUUAUAAAUGAACAAUAAAUUAUAUUCAUAUUUUACAUUGGAA
Messenger RNA from Athalia rosae (coleseed sawfly), 742 nucleotides. It is a transcript of the gene Csl4, whose product is annotated as exosome complex component CSL4. Gene Ontology annotation, molecular function: RNA binding. Gene Ontology annotation, cellular component: nuclear exosome (RNase complex); cytoplasm. Gene Ontology annotation, biological process: RNA processing. Lineage: Eukaryota; Metazoa; Arthropoda; Insecta; Hymenoptera; Athaliidae. The record is from RefSeq and is a predicted model, not a curated record. The transcript is spliced from 5 exons. Bases 121 to 717 code for a protein of 198 amino acids.